GGGUUUGUGGGAGGAUUUUGGGGAAUUUGGGGGUCCUGGGGGGCAUUUUGGGGUGGCCCGGAAGGGAACGGGGGGGUCCAGGUGGGGUUGGGCUCCUGGAAGGGAAUUCGGGUUCGCAUUUGGGAUUUUGAGAAGAAUUCGAGCCCGAAUUGAGGAGGGGUCUCCAUUCUUUGGGACCCCUCCCCACAGGAGCAGGACGAGACCACCACCAUGUUGGCCGAUUUCAUCGACUGCCCCCCCGACGACGAGAAAACCUCCGAGACCCCUCUGGGGCGCGCUGCGCCCGGAGCAGUCGAGUCUCUUCGGCGCCGCGUGACGUCACAAAAGCGCGCCAAGAAGACGCGGCCGCCAUUUCGGCUCCGUGAGGGUGAAGCCGCCGCGAUGAAGCCGCCGCGGCGGCCCCGCCUGAUCCCGGCGCGGUUCGCGCGGCUCCCGCCGAGCCCCGAGCGGCCGCAGCGGGGCUCGUGGGCGCUGCAGGAGAAGCGGGCGCUGCUGGAGGCGCUGCGGGCCGAGGCUCAGCGCGGCCUCCCCGAGCCGCGGAUGGCGGCGCUGAGGGAGCGGCUGCCCCGCAAGAGCGAGGAGGAGAUCCGGGCGAUGCUGGUGCGGCUGCGGGGCCGGGCGGCUCGGGAGGCGCUGAGCUCCAAAUUCCGGAACUUUCUGCAAUUCCAGAGCAGGAUCCGCGCCCCCAUCCAGGUUUGGGGGGGUUUGGGGAAUUUGGGGGAUCCUGAGCUGGGAAUUUGGGAAGCUGAUUUUGGGGUUCCAGGGGUGAUUUUUUUGGUGACGCUGGCGGCCACGGAGCCCCUGACCCUCGAGCACUCCAGACCCCCCCAAAAUUUGGGAACCCCCGCAAAUUUGGGGCCUUCCCAAAAUUCGGGGACCCCCCCGGAGGUGGAGACCCCCCAAAAUUCGGGGUCACCCCAAAAUCCCGGGGGGUGGGAGGUGGAUUUUGGGAGGAUUUACGAGUUCCUGGCGCGGAUCAGCGCAGGGGGGAAGGAGCCCCCCCUGAGCCCCGCAGAGGCCGCGGUGGUUCUGUCCUUGCUGGGAGCGCUGCCGGCCGAACUGGGAGCGCUGGGAGCGCUGGGGGGGCUCCAGCGGCACCUGCGGGGGCUCUGGGGGUCCCUGAGCGCCCCCCGCACCCCGGGGGAGCCCCCCCAGAGCCCCGAGCCCGCCCAGUGCCCCCCCCUGAACCCCUUACUGGUGCCGCUGGGGUUACUGGGACGGGCGGGCUGAGGGGGACGGACCAAAAUUCCCGAUUUGGGGGGGAUCCCAAAUUCCCUCUGCGCAUUCCCAGGUUUUGGGGGAGGGGGAGAAAAUAAAUGUUUGGAUUUUCCCAA
Pyrgilauda ruficollis (rufous-necked snowfinch) is the source of this 1334-nucleotide messenger RNA. RefSeq names its product small nuclear RNA activating complex polypeptide 2 (gene SNAPC2). The record is from RefSeq and is a predicted model, not a curated record. NCBI's taxonomy places the organism in Eukaryota, Metazoa, Chordata, Aves, Passeriformes, Passeridae. Gene Ontology annotation, molecular function: RNA polymerase II general transcription initiation factor activity. The coding region runs from base 211 to 1230 and encodes 339 amino acids. Gene Ontology annotation, cellular component: nuclear body. Gene Ontology annotation, biological process: snRNA transcription. The transcript has 5 exons.